UUAUUUGUAUCGCGUAAGCUAUUACCAUAAAAGAAUUGUGUGAAAAAGAAAGUAAUAAUAAUUACUUCGUUUCAUUUAUGGCAGCGCAAUGUCAGACCAACACUAUAAAUACGGGUCCAAACUUUAGCCACGCAACAGUGAACGGAGAGGCACACAGAAUGAAGGCAAUUAUCGUUAUCUCAGCAUUACUUGCCGUCGCCAUAGCGUCACCUAUGUGGAGAAAUCGUGGCAAUGACGAUUCCUGGCGGUACGGAAGGUACGGAGGAUACGGAAUGAUUGGAGGAGGAUACGGAAUGACUGGAGGAAUGAUUGGAGGAGGAAUGAUUGGAGGAGGAUACGGAAUGACUGGAGGAAUGAUUGGAGGAGGAUACGGAAUGACUGGAGGAAUGAUUGGAGGAGGAAUGAUUGGAGGAGGAAUGAUUGGAGGAGGAUACGGAAUGACUGGAGGAGGAUACGGUGGUUAUGGUGGUUACGGAGGAGGAUACGGAAUGAAUGGCGGAAUUCAUGGAAUGUACCCAGGCAUGCACAUGCAUUACUACUGGAAACGCAGACCAUACUGACCAAUACGGAAACCUUACUACACUGACUUUGCAGAGAAAACAGGAUACUAUUAAAGAUCUCACAAAAGAAACGGACCCAAAGAAUAACACAAUUACAUGAUCAUUAUUAUUUUUGACAUACACGUAUGUAUUUAUUAGACAGAAUAAUGUGAAUGUUUUCGUAUGAAUAAGAUUCACUUUUUGUUCAGUA
This is a messenger RNA of Mercenaria mercenaria, 750 nucleotides long. Its product is annotated as acanthoscurrin-2-like. The record is from RefSeq and is a predicted model, not a curated record. Bases 78 to 560 code for a protein of 160 amino acids. NCBI's taxonomy places the organism in Eukaryota, Metazoa, Mollusca, Bivalvia, Venerida, Veneridae. The transcript has 4 exons.